AAUAAGACGAGGGGUGGUGCAUGGAAGCAACCUUAUCCACCCACACCAUUAUGAUAAGAAGCUCAAAGAAAACUGGAAAAAACAUUAAACAGUGUUACAGUAUGACCAAAACAGAUGAUCCGAUCUUUAUAGUUGUAAAGUGAAGAAUAUUUAAUGUCAACCCCUUUGUAAUUGAGGCAAACCAGAUGAUCCGAAAAAGCAAACGAAUAUUUGUCAUACACACCCAUGUCUAGUAAGACGGGUUGUGAUAAUCGCCAGCUGCCAUAAUCCUCUUCAUUACUCUUCUAAGUUCAAUUCACCUGCUUGUUUACAUUGGUCAACACAAGCAUCAUGUCUUCAUCUACCGAUGAGAUGGACAUUGAUGAAUACAUUGAUUCCUUAUUAAUCCCAAUAGAAGAGAUAGAAUUAGCCACCAACAACCUCACUGAUGAAAAUCUUCUCACACGUGGUACAUCUUUUGAUGUUUACAAAGGACAACUCUUGCAAUCUGAGGACCUGAUCAAGAUUGUUGCACGGAAAUGUAGGGAAUUCAGCAUUAUUCUCAACGAGAUAAUACUUCUUAAAGAUCUUAAGCACAAAAAUAUCGUUUCUAUAUAUAAGUUGGCUGGUACGGAAGAUGAGGUAAUCAUCAUAAACAAGUAUGAGGCCAAUGAAAGUCUUGACAAACAUCUUAGUAGCCCAACGCUCACUUGGAUGCGAAGAUUGCUUAUAUGUGUUGGGGUUGCGCAUGCAUUAAGUUAUCUUCAUUAUGAAGCUAAAGAAAAUCAUUAUGUCAUACAUGGAAACAUCAGGAGCUCCAAAAUAUUACUAGAUCACAACUGGGAACCCAAGUUACAUGGUUUCAAAUUUGCUGUUAUAGCUAUAAAGCAUCAUCUUCACCUUACCAAUAAGUACAAUGGCUCAUUGCAUUAUAUGGACCCGGCAUAUGAAGACGCAAGAGGUUUUAAUCAUAAGUCGGACAUUUUCUCCUUUGGUGUCUUGUUGUUUGAAGUCUUGUUUGGGAGAGAAGCAUCUAUUCCAAACGAUGAUAAUUGGUAUUUUGCUUGAAUGGCUAGAGCACAUUAUGAAGAGAGAAAACUUGAUAAUUUGAUAGAUCCUGAUCUUCAAAAACAAAUGAAUCUGCAAUCAUUCGACCUUUUCGCUGAAAUAGCAUAUUGUUGCAUAAAGGAGAAGCAAUCACAGCGUCCCGACAUGAAUACAAUACGCACAGGACUUGAGAGAGCAUUGGAACUUCAACGCAAACAUGAACAAACAACACUUGUGGCCGUUGAAGGUACAGCAUCCAACCAUUUGAAGGGGAAAAGCUUGGAUCACCUGAGACUACGAUUGAAUGACAUAGAAUUUGCCACUGGAAAUUUUUCUGAAACCUACUGCAUUGGGUCAGGUGGAUAUGGUAUGGUGUACAAAGUAGAACUUGACCAUUUUGAUGGUAUAAAUGUUUCGGAAAUUGAAGGAAAGAGUAAAGGUGAAUUGCGUAAGAAAUAUAGUUCGGUGGCUAUUAAGCGCCUCUAUAGGAGACUAGAUAGACAAGGAGAACAAGGGUUUGUUGCAGAAAUUGGAACACUUAGUAAUUGUAAGCAUCCGAACAUUGCCCCACUUUUAGGAUUUUGUGACGAAGGACGUGAGUUGAUUCUUGUUUACGAGUAUGUUGCUAAUGGAAGUCUUGAUAAUUAUUUGGGUAACAUGGAUAAUGUGACUAAUCUUGUUUGGGCUCAACGUUUACAAAUAUGCCUUGAUAUAGCGCAUGGAUUAAAUUAUCUUCACACCCAUAUAAAUGGCAAACCAACACUACUAGAAAACAUGGUUUUUGUCAUGUAA
This is a messenger RNA of Helianthus annuus (common sunflower), 1818 nucleotides long. RefSeq names its product L-type lectin-domain containing receptor kinase IV.1. Gene Ontology annotation, molecular function: transmembrane receptor protein tyrosine kinase activity; ATP binding. Gene Ontology annotation, biological process: protein autophosphorylation. NCBI's taxonomy places the organism in Eukaryota, Viridiplantae, Streptophyta, Magnoliopsida, Asterales, Asteraceae. Gene Ontology annotation, cellular component: plasma membrane; plasmodesma. Bases 1048 to 1818 code for a protein of 256 amino acids. The record is from RefSeq and is a predicted model, not a curated record. The transcript is spliced from 4 exons.